AACAGAGACCGAAAACCCUGAAUUAACUUAAGGUUAUCCAACACGGUUGUUACUGCCUCCAUAGAGUGUGAAAUCGAAACCGAAAAUUGCAUUUCAAGGCCUUAAUUUUCAUUCCAAAACUAAAGGAGCAUCCGAUCAAAGACACAAUAAUAAUAAUGGCGAAGAACAAGAUUCACCCUCAAGAACUUGCUCCUUCUAAUCCUCCUCUUACUCUUUCUGCAAAGGGAGAAACAUAUACACUGUGGAUGAAAUCGUUAGUGUUCCACUCCAAUGGUUGCACUGUGUAUGAUUCCAAGGGUGACAUAGUGUACCGUGUCGAUAACUAUGACCGAAAAGGUACAAGAGAAGUUAACCUCAUGGAUCUUAGAGGCAGAGUUCUCUGCACCAUACACAAGAGAUUAAUAGCUUUGGGACGACGAUGGGAAGGGUACAGAUCAUGCAAUAGCAGUAGUAGUGAUAUUGAGGAGAAGCCAUGGUUCCAAGUGAAGAGAAAGAAAAUGAUGAUGAUGAAGAAGAAGAGGAGGGAGAAAGUAGCGUGCGAAAUAAGGGUAGGGUGUGUUGAAUACUGCAUAGUGAGAAAUAGUGAGAAAGAAGCAGCAUAUCGGAUAGUAAACAAAGACGGAAAUGUCAUUGCAGAGGCAAAGCAGAAGCAGUCAUCCUCAGGGGUAGUUUUGGGAAAUGAUGUUCUAACUUUGUAUGUGGCUCCUAACACAGAUCAUUCACUUGUUAUGGCUUUGGUUACCGCAUAUGGAUUGAUAUGCGGCACAAUGUAAAUUAUUCAAUUCUAUCUAUUCUCUACUUUUGUAUAUUUUUCAACAUCACAAGUUUUGUAAUAUUCAGAUUUUGCCUCUGUUUCUGUAUAUAAUGUAAGUGUGUAUUCUUGUUUA
Arachis ipaensis is the source of this 887-nucleotide messenger RNA. RefSeq names its product protein LURP-one-related 4. The record is from RefSeq and is a predicted model, not a curated record. Lineage: Eukaryota; Viridiplantae; Streptophyta; Magnoliopsida; Fabales; Fabaceae.